AUGGCUUCUUUCAUCUUCUUGAGAUCAAUCAGAGAAACCAAGAAUUUACUUCCCCUUACUUACCCUGUUAACAACUUACACACUUACUUUUUAUCUUCACUCUGCCACGGAAAACACCCGCCACCGCCACCGCUACCAUCAUCACAAUCACCACCAGUAGCUAAAAAAGUGCCAUUCGAAGUCUCAAUUCAUGGGGUUUCUUGGCAAGAUCCAUAUCACUGGAUGUCUAACACCCAUCACCCUGAUUUCAUUAACUACCUUCGCCAUGAGAACUCUUACUCGGAAUCGUUCAUGGCCGAUACCCACAACCAGCAGAACAUUCUGUAUUCCGAGAUGAUUAGUCGAUUGCCUAAUCAAAUUUCCACCCCACCUGAACGAUGGGGUCCCUGGUUGUAUUAUCAGUAUAUACCGGAGAGAAAAGAAUAUCCUGUUUUAUGUCGGAAAUUGGCUGUUGAAAGUCCAAACUGGUUGAAGUAUAUGGCCAACCAUGCAAGAAGAAGAAUUGUAAAUGAAGAAAUAUUACUCGAUUGGAAUGAAAUUGCAAAAGAAUAUGGGUAUGUUCACGUGGGUACGUGUAGAGUAUCACCUGACCACCAUUUUCUUGCUUACACUGUUGACUUGACUGGAAAAGAACGCUUUCUUCUUCAAGUUAAGGAUCUCCAACGUGGGUGCAAUAUAACAACGAUAAGGACUGAAGAUGUCGUUAGCUUGGCUUGGGCUCAAGAUAGUCGUACAUUGUUUUAUACGUUAUGUGAUCAAAGUCAACGACCAUAUAGAGUACAAUACACAACGCUGGGAUCAGAUCCUGUUAGUGAUGUCAUUGUAUAUACAGAAAAGGAUUCAAGAUUUUGUGUGGACAUCACGAGCACAAAGGAUGGAAAAUUCAUUACUGUGAAUUCGAACUCGAGGACUUCAUCUGAGGUGUACGUAGUAGAUUCAAAUAACCCAAAAGACGGCUUUCGAAAAAUUCAUGAUCGUGUUUCUGGCGUACAAUUCUUCUUGGAGCAUCAUAAAGGAUUCUUUUAUAUUCUAACAAACUCGCAUCUAUGCAAUGGAAAGGAAUUAUUAGACGGAAACUAUUACUUGGCUCGAUGCCAUGUUGAGGGUGCUAAGCUGACUAAUUGGCAGAAAAUAAUUACACCAAAGAAAGGUACUGGCAUACAAGAUAUGGACGUUUUCGAUGAGCAUCUGGUGCUUUACCUCAACGGAAAAAAUUCCCCGAUAAUUUGUUCCAUCAAAAUGCCCAUUCAACCCAGCGAUGAGAAAGAACUGGAGAUUGAUGAUCUUGAUCCAUGGUAUUUCCCUAUGCCAUCAAACUCAUGUAGCGUUGUUCCAGGAUCGAACCAUGACUUCACAAACUCGGUAUACAGAGUGGUGCUUUCAUCUCCGGUGAUGCCGGAUUUAAUUGUUGACUAUGACAUGUCCAGAAGAUCGUUCUCCAUUGUGCAUCAAGAGGAGGUAUUGGGAAUUUCUUCCCAAGCCCGCAACAAUGAAGCACAUGAAUGGAUGAACAUUUCCGAUGCAUAUUUUUGUGAAAGAAAGGAAGUCCUUUCUGAGGAUGGUACGAUAGUUCCUCUAACAAUAUUGUAUUCCCAUAAGGCACAUAAAAUGGGCCAAUCUCCCGGGAUUUUACAUGGCUAUGGAUCCUAUGGGGAAGCUUUGGACAAAAAUUGGUGUGCCGAGCGACUGAGCUUGCUUGAUCGUGGUUGGGUGGUUGCAUUUGCAGAUGUUAGAGGUGGUGGUGGUGAUGAUCCAUCAUGGCAUAAAUGUGGAAGUGGAUUGAACAAAUUGAAAUCCAUAUAUGAUUUUGUUUCAUGUGGAGACUAUCUAAUAAAAGAGGGAUAUGUCCAUAAAGACCAACUUGCUGCUGUUGGGCAUAGUGCCGGAGGUCUUCUUGUUGGCGCAGCCAUUAAUAUGCAUCCGAAGUUAUUCAGAGCUGCCAUUCUGAAGGUUCCGUUUCUUGAUAUAUGUAAUACGUUAUUGGAUCCGAGCCUCCCGCUCACGGUACUAGAUUAUGAAGAAUUUGGAAAUCCUCAAAUAAAAUCGUACUUCCAUUCGAUUAUGAAGUAUUCUCCUUAUGAUAAUAUCUCUCAAGGAACUUGCUAUCCUGCAAUGCUUGUCACAGCAUCUUUUCAUGACUCGAGAGUUGGAGUAUGGGAAGCUGCUAAAUAUGUGGCGAGAAUACGAGAAACCACAUGUUCAAAUUGUUCUCAUUCGGUCAUCUUGAAGACGAAUAUGAGCGGGGGCCAUUUUGGUGAAGGCGGGCGAUCUGGGCAGUGCGAGGAACUGGCCUACGAAUAUGCUUUUCUGAUGAAGGUUAUGGACCCGUUAGAUGCAAACGAAAGGGAUUCCAACUAAAAAUCAGGUUUAUGAAAUGAAUAGGAGGGAGAAAGCUUAUGUGGCGGAUACGGGUCCAUGACUACGGAUGCUCUUACUGUUCUCGUAGAGGAACCCACUCUCUGACAUUGGAUCUUCAAGAUCGUUAGUUGCUUGAUACCUGCAACGUAGGUCCCCUGUUCGAAGUCAAGCUUAUAGAUUGGCAUGGACACAAAUGAAGUGUCGUUUAACUCGGUCUCCUUUCACAAUUGAUGAGGAAAUGUAGCCAUUCGGCAUUACGACCAAAAUAUAAAGAGGUUAGUCAUGCUCGUGACGAGUUGAAGACGUGAUUGUAAACCGAAGGGGGGGUUUUAGUUUUGCUUAAUGAGCUUAAUGGACUUACAGUUGAAUUCGUUUAUGGUUUACUUGUUUAUUCCGGAUUGAUGUUAGACGCAUGGCUUAAUUCAUUAAGCCAACUAAUGUUUGUCUUCACCAAUUCAAUUU
Molecule: messenger RNA, 2820 nt
Organism: Cynara cardunculus var. scolymus (artichoke)
Lineage: Eukaryota; Viridiplantae; Streptophyta; Magnoliopsida; Asterales; Asteraceae
Product: protease 2
Exons: 12
Coding region: 1-2358 (785 amino acids)
Biological process (GO): proteolysis
Molecular function (GO): serine-type endopeptidase activity
Source: RefSeq, a predicted model, not a curated record